Messenger RNA from Cylindrotheca closterium, 651 nucleotides. The record is from the annotation of a GenBank genome assembly. Lineage: Eukaryota; Bacillariophyta; Bacillariophyceae; Bacillariales; Bacillariaceae.
AUGGCCGACAGAUUCCAGAUUCCGUCAAGCCAAACAGAGGAGAAUGCCGAUCCCCGCCAGCAACCUAUUGAGGUUGAUCCCCCUGAAGUCGCCCAAAGAACCACAAUCCCACAGGUCCAAGCUGCAACAGAAACACCUGUCCCAGAUGUACCUAAUCGGGAGCCAGCAACUGUUACCCAACAAGAUGAUGACGAUCAAUCUGUCGAUUUGGUCGCCUCUUCAGAGGAAACCGAUGAAAUGGUGACACCUGAUUCUGUGGAUACAUAUCUAAAGUACAUCGCUGGAGAUGACAACAAUAUGUGCUUGUUUGAUUCAAUUAUUGGACACAAAUUUUGGGAAGGAGAGCUUUAUCUCAAGGUUCAGUGGAGAACAAAUGAUGUUUCUAUUCGAGACAACAAAAUAAUAAUAAUAAGUGAGACAUUAAUCGUUAGGAUGCUACUCUAUGGGCAUUCGAUUGCCGGUGAAAUAUUUGGCUGUAAAGGUCAAGUACUGUGGAGCGCAAGGCGGGGUGAAUUUGGGGCGCUUAUUGUCCCACGAACGUUGGGAAGCGUUCAAAAGGGGGGGGGGGGGGGGGGGAGAGAAGAUAGUCCGGAGGCUAUGGCGUUGAGCCCGCAGAGAGCAACGAUAGUCCUUGCGCUCCUGUCGAAGUAG